Messenger RNA from Schistocerca nitens (vagrant locust), 921 nucleotides. Its product is annotated as trypsin delta-like. NCBI's taxonomy places the organism in Eukaryota, Metazoa, Arthropoda, Insecta, Orthoptera, Acrididae. Gene Ontology annotation, molecular function: serine-type endopeptidase activity. The transcript is spliced from 7 exons. The record is from RefSeq and is a predicted model, not a curated record. Bases 4 to 807 code for a protein of 267 amino acids. Gene Ontology annotation, biological process: proteolysis.
ACCAUGCCGCCGAUUGCGUUGCUUCUGUUGCUCCUAGCAGCGUCCGUGCGGUGCGCCCCAGGUGGCUCAGUGCAGCGGAGGGUGUUGGUACUACAAGGUCGCAUAGUCAACGGCGUCGAAGCCGCACCGGGGGAGUUCCCUCAUCAGGUGUCGCUGCGGGCCAAUGGAUAUCACCAGUGUGGCGCCUCCAUCCUGAACGAGAACUGGGUGGUCACAGCAGCCCACUGCGUCGAAGUUCCCAACACAUACGACGUGCUAGCUGGUACCAACAUCGUGACCGAGGGGGGCACCAAGCACAAUGUGACAGACAUCAUUUCUCAUCAGGAUUACGACCCCAGUGAUUCCUGGAUCAACGACAUCGCCGUGCUCAAGGUGUCGCCAGCUUUUCCAAUUGAUGGCGUCACGGUGGCGCCAAUACAGCUGCCGGAACAGGGGGAGCAGGUUCCAGAUGGCGCCAAUAUCACCGUAAUCGGCUGGGGAGAUCUCUGGUACCAAGGGCUGAGUUCAGUUGAGCUGCGCAAAGUGGACCUUCAAAUAGUAAACCAAGAGGAAUGCGAGGCAGUGUGGAAUGACUAUGGCUACGCUGUCCACCCUACGCAGAUCUGCGCUGCUCGUUUCGAGGAUCUAAACUACGGCUCCUGUAACGGUGAUUCAGGGGGUCCUCUGCUCUACGAGGGAAAGAUUGUGGGGAUGGUGUCGUGGGGCUACGAAUGCGCUGCCCCUCCGUACCCCUCAGUCGGCACACGUGUCUCCAGCUACGUGGACUGGAUCAUCGAGAACACCAACGGAACACUGGUGCCGCACUAGCGCCGUUGGAUUUGUAUUUGCUACAUUUUUUUAAAAAAAUAUUGAUCAAAAUUAAUGUUAUUACAAUAUCUUAUGAAUGUUAACAACUAUGUACAAGUGACAAUAAAAUUUGUU